Plectropomus leopardus (leopard coralgrouper) is the source of this 1607-nucleotide messenger RNA. Its product is annotated as BTB/POZ domain-containing protein 6-B-like. Lineage: Eukaryota; Metazoa; Chordata; Actinopteri; Perciformes; Serranidae. Gene Ontology annotation, cellular component: cytosol. The record is from RefSeq and is a predicted model, not a curated record. Gene Ontology annotation, biological process: neurogenesis. Gene Ontology annotation, molecular function: protein binding.
GCAGGAGGAGGAGAAGGAGAAGCAGGAGGAGCAGGAGGAGAUGGCGGCUGACCUCCUCUCCACCAGCCUCCCGCUCAGUCAGGAGGAGGAGGAGGAGGUGAAGAAGAGUUUCAUUCAGCCUGAUGAAGCGGAGCCGCUGGCUGGAAACACCAAUGAAGAAGAGGAGGUUCUGUCGCUCAGUGACAGAGAGGACGGAGACAAGAGACAGGAGACUCAGCCGACGCUCCGAGAGAGGAACGCCGUGAUGUUCAACAACGAGCAGAUGGCCGACGUCCACUUCAUCGUCGGUCCCCCCGGAGACACGCUCAGAGUCCCGGCUCACAAGUACGUCCUGGCGGUUGGCAGCUCGGUGUUUGGGGCCAUGUUCUACGGCGACCUCGCUGAGGGACAGUCGGAGAUCGUGAUCCCUGACGUGGAGUCGGCUGCUUUCCUCAUCCUGUUAAAGUACAUGUACAGUGAUGAGAUCGAGUUGGAGGCGGACACCGUGCUUGCCACGCUCUACGCCGCCAAGAAGUACAUUGUUCCCGCUCUGGCGAGGGCCUGCGUCACCUUCCUAGAGACGAGUCUGGAGGCGAAGAACGCCUGUGUGCUGCUGUCUCAGAGCCGGCUGUUCGAGGAGCCGGAGCUGACGCAGCGCUGCUGGGAGGUGAUCGACGCUCAGGCCGAGCUCGCGCUGCGCUCAGAAGGCUUCUGCGAGAUCGACCGGCCCACGCUGGAAAUCAUCCUGCAGAGAGAGUCGCUCAACGUCCGCGAGGUCAUUGUCUUCCAGGCGGUGCUGAACUGGGCUGCAGCCGAGUGUCGGCGUCGGGGCCUGCCGGUGAACCCCAGGAACCAGCGGGCGGCGCUGGGGAAGGCCCUGUACCUGGUCCGGAUCCCCUCCAUGACGCUGCAGGAGUUUGCAGACGGGGCGGCGCAGUCGGACAUCCUGCUGCUGAAAGAGACUCACGACAUCUUCCUGUGGUUCACCGCCUCCAGAAAACCCAGACUGGAGUUCCCGCUGGGGAAGCGGGCCGGACUGGCACCGCAGAGGUGCCACCGCUUCCAAUCCUCUGCCUACCGCAGCAACCAGUGGCGCUACAGGGGGCGCUGUGACAGCAUCCAGUUCGCAGUGGACCGGCGGAUCUUCAUGGCCGGACUCGGUCUGUACGGGUCGAGCGGCGGGAAGGCCGAGUACAGUGUGAAGAUCGAACUGAAGAGGCAAGGCGCCGUUCUGGCCCAGAACCUCACCAAGUUCCUGUCUGACGGAUCCAGCAGCACCUUCCCUGUGUGGUUUGAGCACCCGGUGCAGGUGGAGCAGGACGCCUUCUACACAGUCAGCGCCAUCCUGGACGGAAACGAGCUCAGCUACUUCGGCCAAGAGGGGAUGACCGAGGUGCAGUGUGGGAAAGUGACCUUCCAGUUCCAGUGUUCAUCGGACAGCACCAACGGCACUGGUGUGCAGGGGGGGCAGAUCCCCGAACUGGUCUUCUACUGCUGAAACACAACUGGACUGACUUAAAUCCCGCCUCCCAGAGUGACCCUGUAAAUUAUUAUCUGACGACGUGAAGUUUAUGAACUGAAACUCCAGAAAAUGAUGAAAAUAAAACCUGACUGAACUCUCGUCUGCU